This is a messenger RNA of Orycteropus afer afer, 915 nucleotides long. It is a transcript of the gene CDC42SE1, whose product is annotated as CDC42 small effector 1. Gene Ontology annotation, cellular component: plasma membrane. Gene Ontology annotation, biological process: regulation of Rho protein signal transduction. NCBI's taxonomy places the organism in Eukaryota, Metazoa, Chordata, Mammalia, Tubulidentata, Orycteropodidae. Gene Ontology annotation, molecular function: small GTPase binding. The record is from RefSeq and is a predicted model, not a curated record.
AUGAGUGAAUUUUGGCACAAACUGGGCUGCUGUGUGGUAGAGAAGCCCCAGCCGAAGAAGAGGAGGAGACGGAUUGACCGAACCAUGAUUGGGGAACCAAUGAAUUUCGUCCACCUGACUCAUAUUGGCUCUGGGGAGAUGGGGGCCGGAGAUGGACUUGCCAUGACAGGUGCAGUUCAGGAGCAGAUGAGAUCCAAGGGAAACCGAGACAGGCCGUGGAGCAAUUCUAGGGGCUUGUAGCUCCAGUAGAAACGGUUCUGCCGUCUCGAAGUCCCCACUCUUGUGUCCAGCCCAGAAGAUAUGCUGCCCCUUCCAGAUCCCUCCUAGAACCAGUGACUCCAGGGUCCCUUUUUUUCCCUAUAUGUGUAACAGUGCCUCAGAACGCUUGGGGGCUGGACUCCCUCAAUUCCCUCUGGCGAUAGCCCCUCCUGGAGAUGGGGUCAAGGCAGCAGGACUGACCAAGUGACUACUGGUUGGCCAGAGGAUCUCAGCUAAAGCCCUGGACACCCUCAGAUCUGAGAUAGGAGUUCUCUGAGAACCUGGGAUGAGUUCUAGUCUCCUGGAUGAUGGUCUUGGGUGCCAGCUGUUUUUAAACUCUUAACCUGGAACUCCUUAAAUGGGGAUAGGGGGUUGAGAUUAACAAAGCUGAGGGCAGCUUUGCUAAGAAGCCCCUACCUCUCUACACUUCCCUUUUUCCCUCCUGUAGUGAACUGAAGCAGAUACCAGGCAGAGACUGAAAGGGUGACUGCUGUUCAGUCUGUUUUUCCUCUUCAGAUUUCAGACCUUAAGCUCACAGUCCCUCAAUAUCUCUCUGCCAAUACCAGGGUCUUUCUCUAGUUAGGCCUCUAACCUUGUAUUUCUGUAGCAUUACUAGCUCCCCAGCAACUCUUUUUAAUUAAUUAAGAAAUUAAUUUA